CAUCAAAUAUGUACAUUAUUAGACAUUAUGAGACCUUUCCAAAUGCAACAAUGAUAUGCAAAUGUUUAAAUGUAUAGGCCUAUAUGUAUUGAAUAUAAUUUGACAUGGGUAUAAUUAGGUUUUAAUGGUGUAUGUUUGGCUAUGACAUUAGGCUAGGUCUUGCAAAGGAUUCACGAAUUGAAGCCCUCGUGUUAAAUGCUUAAUUACCUAUUUAAUUAGCUUUGACAAACACGGACACCGCGUGCAUGACACCUUCAAUGAUGAGUUAGGACGGGUUAGACGAGUAACCGCUGCAUGUGAAUGAUGAGAUUUGAAAUGUUACACCUCCCUUUGCAGCUGGGCUGCAUCUGUAACGCUGCUAUUUGUCUCAAGCAUAAAAUUGGCAUGCAAACUCUUGCACAUGCUUCACUUCGUUGCUCUUGCUCAGUUUUAGAAAACAAAACUAAUCUCUAUUAUUAUCACACUUUCAUAAUGUGUACGAUUUUGAGUGUUGGCUCAUUGCAAUAUUAGUAGCGUAUAUAUUCAAAGAUUGGUAUACUAAAAGUACUAUUUUGUCGCAUCUGAGAGGUAAAGUUAUUCCCCUAUUUACCUGUUCAACUAUUGGUGUUCACCAACCAUUACUUUUACACAGAAUAGGUCAGUUUCUUAACAGAAAAGGGCAAUGUAGUGGUGUAAUGAGUGGGAAAACACCAGGGAGUGCAGAUGUGAGGAACUCUGCAGGGUACUGGGGGUGAGGGACCGGGAGCGGGUGGGGCGGAGAGCUGAGCUAACCCCAGCCUGCCUGGGCCAAUGGGGCAUGGUAAUUAGAUCUGGCCAAUGUGGGCCUUGGGCUCUGGACUGGGGGCAUAUAAGCGGGGCCCCAUGGCAGCAGCCCCCUCAUAUCACUCAGAGGUCUCCUCUCUCACCCCACUGCUCUCCCAAAGCAGAGAGUUGUUUUCUUCCUUUCUUCAACCACAACAACAGCCCAUCCAUGGAUGUCUUCUCCCCAUCGCAGGUCUUCUAUGACAGCGCAUGUGCCUCCUCGCCAGAGGACCUGGACUUCGGCCCCGGGGAACUGGACGGCUCAGAGGAGGACGAGCACGUCCGGGUUCCUGGGGCUCCUCACCAGGCGGGUCACUGCCUUCAGUGGGCCUGCAAGGCCUGCAAGCGUAAGUCCAGCACGGUGGACCGGCGGCGGGCUGCCACCAUGAGGGAACGACGCCGGCUGAAAAAGGUGAACCACGGCUUCGAGGCUCUGAGGCGCUGCACCUCAGCCAACCCCAGCCAGAGGCUGCCUAAGGUGGAGAUCCUGCGCAACGCCAUCCAGUACAUCGAGAGCCUCCAGGAGCUGCUCCACGAGCAUGUGGAGAACUACUAUGGCCUUCCUGGGGAGAGCAGCUCAGAGCCUGGGAGCCCCUCGUCCAGCUGCUCCGACAGCAUGGUUGACUGCAGCAGUCCUGUUGUGUGGCCUCAGAUAAACACAAGCUAUGGCAACAACUACAGUUACACUAAGAACGUGAGCUCCGGAGAGAGCGGUGCUGGUGCCUCCAGCCUGGCCUGCCUGUCUAGCAUAGUAGAUCGCCUCUCCUCGGUGGAUGCCAGUACCCCAGCUGGGCUCAGAGAUAUGCUUACCUUCUCGCCCUCUAGCACCGACUCCCAGCCUUGCACUCCAGAAAGCCCCGGGACCAGACCUGUGUACCACGUGUUGUGAAGAAAACCUGCAUUAGAAUAGAAAUAAUCGGAUGACCACAUACCACUUUUACUUCCUAUUUCGGUGAUGGCUAAGAUCGAUCAACACCUGCCAACUUUUGUAUUGUAAAUAAGAUUGUAAAUAUGUACUGUAAAUGUUCAUUUAUUUUAAACAAUAUUAUACCAAAUGUAACAUAUUUAAUUGAUCCAUUUCAUGUGUCCGUCCUAAUAUAGGCCUAUGCAUCAUUCAAACAAGUUGUAUUUAAGCUAUUGUAUGUUAGCUUCAUGUUUCUCAUGAUUAAUAAACGUUUCAAUAAUUCUAGAGUU
Molecule: messenger RNA, 1995 nt
Organism: Coregonus clupeaformis (lake whitefish)
Lineage: Eukaryota; Metazoa; Chordata; Actinopteri; Salmoniformes; Salmonidae
Product: myogenic factor 5
Exons: 3
Coding region: 797-1690 (297 amino acids)
Biological process (GO): muscle organ development; regulation of transcription by RNA polymerase II; positive regulation of myoblast differentiation
Molecular function (GO): RNA polymerase II cis-regulatory region sequence-specific DNA binding; protein dimerization activity; DNA-binding transcription factor activity, RNA polymerase II-specific
Source: RefSeq, a predicted model, not a curated record